AUUACAUUUGUUAUCUUUACUCUGAAGAAAGGUGGUACAAACUUGACAUAAAAACCUGUGUACCCCUCUCUCUUCUAGGCUUUUCAACCAUGGAAAUAGUCACGAGGAUGAUUUCAGAGAGGCCGGUAGUGAUCUUUAGCAAGAGCACGUGUUGUAUGAGUCACACUGUCAUGAGGUUACUCAGUGGCUUUGGAGUUAAUCCAGCUGUGUAUGAACUGGAUCAAAUCUCGAAAGGAAGGGAGAUUGAGCAAGCUCUCUCUAGGCUUGGCUUUAGCCCCACUGUUCCCGCUGUCUUUAUUGGGGGUGAACUAGUUGGUGGCGCCAAUGAAAUUAUGAGCCUUCAUCUCAAUCGAUCUCUAAUUCCUAUACUUAGAAGAGCUGGUGCUUUAUGGGUCUAAACUUUAUUCUACUGUCGAAUAAAUCAAGCAUUAUUAUAUUAAUAUAAACGGCGGAUAUACAUAUACAUAAUUACCCAAACUAGCAGGCUCUUCUAUAUGACAUGGCAAGCUUUUAUAUUGAUGCAAUUCAGCUAGCCAUUUUUUGUAGUACUUGAUGCAAUGCCAUGGUAGUCUAUUUUGUAGAAUAUAUAAAAUUAGGCCUUUGCUUUUUUAUCAAGUUGAGGGCAUAUUUUACUUGCCAUCUUGAGGCCAUUUGGGUAUUGUACUUUUUUUGUGAGGAGGACAUUUAAUUCCUCCCACUAUUUGAUGCUAUUGGGUGAGGUCAUGAGUUUUUGUUUUUCAUUUUAA
This is a messenger RNA of Momordica charantia (bitter melon), 746 nucleotides long. Its product is annotated as Thioredoxin superfamily protein. The record is from RefSeq and is a predicted model, not a curated record. Lineage: Eukaryota; Viridiplantae; Streptophyta; Magnoliopsida; Cucurbitales; Cucurbitaceae.